This is a messenger RNA of Beta vulgaris subsp. vulgaris (sugar beet), 2211 nucleotides long. RefSeq lists its product as uncharacterized. The transcript has a single exon. The coding region runs from base 1 to 2211 and encodes 736 amino acids. The record is from RefSeq and is a predicted model, not a curated record. Gene Ontology annotation, molecular function: nucleic acid binding; zinc ion binding. NCBI's taxonomy places the organism in Eukaryota, Viridiplantae, Streptophyta, Magnoliopsida, Caryophyllales, Amaranthaceae.
AUGGCUGCAUCCAACGCUCCCCCGGAGAAUUGGAAAGAAUUCCUCAAAGCCCUAGAGGAAGAAAAGAGAGAGUCUAAUGCUAGGAUGGAGUUAUUGCAAGAUCAAGUUAGACAACUCUCAUUGAGACUAAGAAUCAAUCGAGGAGACCAAGAUAGAGAUCACUCGGAUGAAGAAAGCGAGCAUACCUUAUUCAAUUUUGAGCCAAGAAAUGCCGUUCCAAGAGGAGUCACCCAUCAUGGACACUCUAAUGAUAUCAAGGUUGAUAUCCCUGACUAUGAUGGUAGACUUGAUGCUGAUGGUUUCAUUGAGUGGCUAAGAACUGUGGAACGAGUUUUUGAUUACAAGCAAGUUCCCGAAGAAAAGAGGGUUAAACUUGUUGCAUUGAAGCUACGCAAGUACGCCUCUACUUGGUGGGCUAGUGUAUGCACCAAGAGAGAAAGGAUGGGCAAGGAGAAGGUGAGAACGUGGGAGAAAAUGAGGAAACUCCUCAAGCAAAAAUUUCUUCCUACAUACUAUGUCCAAGAGAACUUUGCUAAGUUCCACCAUUUGCAACAAGGAACUUCGAGUGUAGAGGACUAUGCUCGAGAAUUUGAAGCCUAUUUGAUGAAGUGUGAUGUGAGGGAGGAUGAACCACAAACUUUGGUUCGUUUCCUUGGAGGAUUGGAGCCUCAAAUAGCCAAUGUAGUGGAGCUCCACACCUACACUACAUUAGAGGAGUUAGUCUUAUUAGCCCAUAAGGUGGAACGCCAACACAAAGCUAAAGGCAAAGGUAAAUGGGAAGCCUCACGCACCUUUACCAAAACCACACCAUAUCCUAAGCCAACCUCUACAACUCAAAAGCCUAACCAACCUACCACUUAUACUCCUAAACCAAACACAAAACCCGACACUAUUCCUUCCUUAGGCAAGGCACCAAGGAGAUGUUAUAGGUGCCAAGGGCUAGGACACAUUGCAACUGAGUGUCCUAAUAAGAAGGUGAUCAGCCUUGCGGAAUAUGAAUCCUUGGAGGAUGUAAUUGCUGAUCAAGAAGAGGAGGAGGAAUCCGGAGAGGAGUAUGAAGAAGGACGAGUUGUUGGACCAGAUGAAGGUGAAUGCUUGGUAGUGAGACGCAACCUUAGUAGCCUACCUAUCCAAGCGGACCAACUCCAAAGAGAAGCUAUCUUUCACACUCGAUGCACCAUUGGAGGAAAGGUAUGUUCAUUGAUUAUAGAUGGUGGAAGUUGUACCAAUGUUGCUUCUCAAACUCUUGUAACUAAGCUGAAUUUAACAACCAACCCUCAUCCCGCACCUUAUAUAAUUCAAUGGCUUAAUCAAGGAAAAGGAUUACAUGUAACUUCACGAGUUUUACUUUCCUUUAGUAUUGGUCGAACAUAUGAAGAGGAGUUGUGGUGUGAUGUAAUUCCCAUGGACGCUUGUCAUGUGCUCCUUGGACGACCAUGGAUGUUUGAUAGAAGAGUGAAUCAUGAUGGUUAUAAAAACACUUAUUCCUUCACAAAAGAUCACAAAAGAAUCACCCUUACCCCUCUCACUCCCAAGCUACCCGACAAACAAAGCCAUCAAAACAAGAAAACCUUAUCCCUCACCACUUUGAUGAAAUCUGAUUAUCAAGAAUACAACUCAUUCAAGGAGUUGAUUUUGAGUGGCCUAGACGAAAUACCAGCACCACAAGAGCUGACACACCCUUUACUCACACCUCUACUUGAUCAAUAUGUUCAUGUCUUCCCACCACAAAUACCCCCUGGCCUACCUCCAAAACGUGACAUACAACAUAAAAUCGACCUUAUCCCCGGUGCUAGCCUUCCCAACAAACCAGCCUAUAGGACCAACCCUAAGGAAACCGAGGAGAUUAGGAGGCAAGUGGAGGAGUUGUUAUCUAAAGGAAUGAUUCGAGAGUCAUUAAGCCCUUGUGCUGUACCUACCUUACUUGUUCCAAAGAAGAAUGGAGAAUGGCGCAUGUGUGUUGAUAGUAGGGCCAUCAAUAAAAUCACCAUUAAGUAUCGUUUUCCUAUCCCUAGGUUAAAUGAUCUAUUGGAUGAUUUACAUGGUGCUAAGGUCUUCUCUAAAAUAGACCUAAGGAGUGGGUAUCAUCAAAUCCGAAUACAUGAAGGAGAUGAGUGGAAAACAGCCUUCAAAACAAAGGAGGGUUUGUAUGAAUGGCUAGUGAUGCCUUUUGGCUUGUCGAAUGCUCCAAGCAUUUCAUGCGGCUUAUGA